AUGAAUCUAAAGCUAGUGAAAUUUAUUCAAAACAAUCCAAACAUUUGGAAUCCUAACCAUCCGAAAUACACGUCAGUUGAAUACCGCGAUCAAACUUACGCCAAUUUUGCCAAUAAAUAUGGCAAUGAAUUCACGGGACAAGCAGUGAAAGAUCGAUGGACGAAUAUCAGAUCUACUUUUGCUAACUACUUAAGAAAAUUGAACGCAAGUCGAACGAAGGAAGGAGAGGUAUAUAAAGUUAAAUGGCAUUUAUGGGAAGCUUGCAGUUUUUUACUAAAUGUAAAUAAAAGAAAUAAGUUGAGAAAAUCAACAGCUGAAUGUCGCCAAGAAGAAGCCAAGGACAACGUUAAUGUUAAGGAUGAAGAAUUAAGCAGCUAUGAAGAUGAUUUUUGUAACAACUCUACGAAUGAUGAUGAUUCAACAUGUCAAAAUGUUGCAAAUGUCAUGUUCAAGAUAAGUAACUUUUAUGACAAGAGCAACUCAUUAAAGUUCCUAAAUUUAAUGAUAUCGAGAUGGGACGAAUUACACAAUGAUACGGAAGUAUUUCGUUAUAAAAUCGAUAAGUUAGAAGAGCGGUUCGUAAAUGAGAAAUAUCUUAUACUAUUAAACCCUGAUCGUAAUACGAAAAGGAGAGCCCCUGAAGAGAUGAACAAUAUAUGCCAACAGUUUGAUAAAAAUAAAUUUAACUUUACGAAAGUUCCAUCUAAUGAAAUAUUGUUUUCUAUAGAAGACAAAGGUUCAGAUGUUCACACAGUUCUAGUGAAUGUAAGUCCAAUAUCAAGAUACCACUCACUGCUGUGCCCAUCAGUGAACAAAUGCUUACCACAGGUUGUGACAGUUGAAAGCUUGGCUUUGGCCGUAGAAAUUAUGUUUAUUGCAGAGAAUCGGAACUUGAGAAUUUUAUUCAACAGCCUGUGUGGCUUCGCAUCUGUAAAUCAUCUACAUUAUCAUCUUUUUAUUGAAGAGAAUGACUUCUAUGUGGAAAAAGUGACUUGGCAGCAUGUAAAUAGUCGUGUCUACCGACUGGACGAGACCUACCCUGUACCGGCAUUUUGUUUUGAAGUACAAAGACAUUCCAUUUUAGAAACGACAAUGGACAUAUACAAAGUGUUAGAAUAUUUCCUGAAGAAUUCCAUUGCGCAUAAUAUUCUUUUGACCAGAAGACAUCGGUUGGAUGCUGUAGAUGAUGCAGUCAAAGUGAUCAUUUGGCCUAGGAAAAGUACGACGGGUGCUAAGCAGUUUUCGUUUAUAAAUGUAGCUGUUCUUGAAUUAAGUGGCUGGUUUUCUGUUCACGAUGAGGAGCAUUUCAAGAAUCUUACUGCAGAAGAUCUAGAAAAGGAGUUGAUGAAGUGGAAAUUAGACGAUUUUGACAAAAUAUGUGAGGACAUCAAACAGUUAUAG
Arctia plantaginis is the source of this 1401-nucleotide messenger RNA. The record is from the annotation of a GenBank genome assembly. Lineage: Eukaryota; Metazoa; Arthropoda; Insecta; Lepidoptera; Erebidae.